ACUGAAAGUUGAGAUUCAGACAAAACUGGAAUAAGUUUGGGGUGAACUGAUAAUCAAGAAAGCUGAACAAAACCCAGAAAUGUGGAAGUCUAUUUUGGGGAGAGAUGAUAAUGGAAGUCAGCUGGAAGCUAACAACAUUUUGGAGGAUGAAGAAGGCUUCUGCUCCUUCUCCCCUCUCCAAAGGAUCUAUGCUUUCUCUGCUUGCUUGGGUGCUGGCAUAGUAUGUAUGUUCUUGUCAUAUGUUGCUUUUGCCAGACCUAUCAGGUUUGCUCUUUUGUUUUCCUUUGGCAACAUUUUAGCUGUUGGAAGCACAACCUUUCUUGUUGGACCGCGCAAGCAAAUAAAGAUGAUGUUUGAUCCGGUUCGCGUUUUUGCCACAGUAGCUUAUGUUAUCUGUGUCAUAUUUGCUCUUGUUUGUGCACUCUGGAUGCAUAGUGUAAUCUUAUCAAUAGUUGCAGUCAUAUUUGAGAUUCUUGCCCUUCUAUGGUAUGGUCUGAGUUACAUACCUUUUGCUCGUGGAAUGGUUUCGAAUAUGAUAAGGCGUGUUUUCAACAGAGAAUCUUGAUGAAUUUUUCCAUUGAAAGUGGCAUUCUUCUUCUGUCAUCAAAUUAACAUUUCUCCAUUUUUGGGUUGGUGCAUUAUAGGUGGAAACAA
Molecule: messenger RNA, 654 nt
Organism: Ipomoea nil (Japanese morning glory)
Lineage: Eukaryota; Viridiplantae; Streptophyta; Magnoliopsida; Solanales; Convolvulaceae
Product: vesicle transport protein SFT2B-like
Exons: 8
Coding region: 80-565 (161 amino acids)
Biological process (GO): vesicle-mediated transport
Cellular component (GO): membrane
Source: RefSeq, a predicted model, not a curated record